Molecule: messenger RNA, 1433 nt
Organism: Chlamydomonas reinhardtii
Lineage: Eukaryota; Viridiplantae; Chlorophyta; Chlorophyceae; Chlamydomonadales; Chlamydomonadaceae
Exons: 5
Coding region: 60-614 (184 amino acids)
Source: RefSeq, a predicted model, not a curated record
UUUGCGCACAUACGUUCAGGGACCCGAAUUCAGCAGGCGGAUUUACUGUGUCAUGUCGGAUGACGCGCGAGCUGACCAAAGAGGAGCUAAGCCGGCUGGUGGUGGGGCCGCGCGUGGUGGACUUUGGCAAGGUGUCCAUGGGCUCCACCAACACGCUGGACACCUCCCUCAACGUGGUGCUGGACCUGAAGCCGCUGGAGAUGCUGCGGGAGAGCCCUAGCAUCAGCCAGGUCAUCCCGCCCGGCGCGCGCGGCGCCUUCCCGCUGGUGCUGCAGCUGCUGCGCCCCAAGCCCAGCUGGUCACCUUCCUGCAGCCAAGCCCAGCUGUGGCUGGUCCAGGCGCCGCCGGGUUUUCAGCAGUGUGUUUGGGACGUGGUGGUGAUGGCGGCGCUGGCCGCCACAGAACAUGGCCGGGUGCGGCUGCGCGGGAUGACGCGCGCCGCAGCGGCCCUGGGAACUCAGACGGCGGCGGCAGCAGCUCCCGAGGCUGCGGUGGCAGGUGCAGUGGAGGCGGAACCCGACCUUGACGAGAUCCCGCCCACACAGCUGACGCCGCCGCAGCCAGGCGUCAACCCCGUCGAGCUUGCGUGCGCUCGCGCAGUCGCGGACUUCUGAUCGUGGCUGAUGCAGUUUGCGCAGCUCGGCGUGCCCCAAAAGGGCUGGGAUGGUGUUGACGCCAAUCACCCCAUCCUGGCGGUGGUGAACGGUGAAAUGCUGUGCGCGUUGCCGCAAGCUAUGGAGCUGGAGGCUUGAAAGGGAUCAGCCCUUAGGAGAAACGCGUGAGCACUAACAUGAGCCACUGAAGCAGUGGCAUACGAGAGGGUCAGCGGGGGAGCUUAGUGGGCAGGCGAAGGGUUUUUUUGUUUUACGCCCGUGGGAGCAGGGCCAGGUUUGCGGGGUUUUUUGCCCGUGAGGGUGUUUUGGGUGCUGCCCGGGCCUUACGGCCUGGACCGGCCUAGUGGCCAGCCGCGUUUGUGGCUGCCCAUAGGCAUAGUUUGCCCUGGCGUCGAGAGCUGGUUAGGUUGCGGUUGAGGUCGUGCAGGCUGCGGGGUCGUAGGACUCAGCCCCGCAGCCACUGUGGUCGUGCUAUCGCGUGCUGUCGCGUGCUGCGUGCUGCGUGUUUUGUAAUGUUUGCUGUUUUUGUUUUCUGCCCGCCUGGUCUUAAGAUGUAGCUCGCCCGCUGGGUCUGAGGUUAUUACACCGGUAGUAAUUCCGCAAGGGUUACUGGCGCGGUGAAGGGUCGGAGUGCGUUACCCUGUGGACUCGAGAGCUGUCUGCGCUCUGCCGGGGAAACGCCAGGUCACGGCAGCCCUCGAUUGAGAGCCCUGUCGUUGGUUACACAGGGUUGCCUAGUACGCGACCCUCUCUCCAUAAUACGCGUAUUAAUACAGCGUACUAGGAUUUCUAGUACAGUACGUUAAAAUACGGUGCAUA